Messenger RNA from Solea senegalensis (Senegalese sole), 2787 nucleotides. RefSeq names its product acyl-CoA thioesterase 8 (gene acot8). Gene Ontology annotation, biological process: fatty acid catabolic process; acyl-CoA metabolic process. The coding region runs from base 157 to 1167 and encodes 336 amino acids. Gene Ontology annotation, cellular component: peroxisomal matrix. The transcript is spliced from 6 exons. Lineage: Eukaryota; Metazoa; Chordata; Actinopteri; Pleuronectiformes; Soleidae. The record is from RefSeq and is a predicted model, not a curated record. Gene Ontology annotation, molecular function: fatty acyl-CoA hydrolase activity.
AUAUAGUUAUAUCAUUUUAAGCACAUAUUUCCCCUACACACACAAAAAAAGCACAUACUAUUGACCAGAGGGUGGCGCUAAUGUCGCUUCUUCGGCCAGUUCCAAAGAAAGCACCAGGAGAAGAAGAAGAGAAAGAGGAAACGUUUCCAAACAGACAUGUCGAACAGAGACGAGUUGCUGGACUGUAGUGAUAAUUCUGAAGGCAAUGGGUCACCAAUAUCAGCAAAAGAUGGAAAAACGGAGAAACGUGGAGCUGAGGAAACCCAGGAUCUGAAAAGCGUUCUGGUCACCAGCGUUUUAAACCUGGAGGAGCUGGACGUCGACCUGUACAGAGGGACACAUCACUGGGUUCCCCGAUCUCAGCGUUUGUAUGGUGGUCAAAUAGUCGGUCAGGCCCUCGUGGCGGCGGCCAAGUCUGUUGGCGACAACCUCUAUGCUCAUUCUCUCCACUGCUACUUUGUACGAGCAGGGGAUCCUAAGAUUCCAGUGCUGUACCAGGUGGACCACAUUAGAGAUGGCCAGAGUUUCAUGGUGCGUUCUGUGAGGGCCAUCCAGCAUGGACAGCCUAUACUGAUUUGCCAAGCGUCCUUCCAUAAGCUCCAGCCAAGCCCCCUGCAGCACCAGUUCACUAUGCCUGUGGUCCCUCCGCCUGAAGGCCUCCUCACUGUGGAGCAGCUCAUUCAACUUUAUCUCACUAACCAACCAAACGUGCCAGAGAAAUUAAGACAACACCUUCACAAACGCUUGGCUAAUGAAGUUCCCAUCGAGAUAAAGCCAAUCCAGCCACAACCUUCGUUCAAGCCACCUGCCGCUGAGCCGAGGAAGCUGUUCUGGGUGCGAGCACAAGGACAUAUUGGGGAAGGCAACAUGAAGCUGCAUUGCUGCGUUGCUGCUUACGUGUCAGAUUACACGUUCCUGGAAACAGCACUGCUGCCCUGUACAAACUACAGGGCCAAGUUCUUGGCCUCUCUGGACCACUCCAUGUGGUUCCACACCACAUUCCGCAGCGACGAGUGGAUGUUGUAUGAGUGUGACAGCCCAUGGGCCGCAAAUAGUAGGGGACUGGUUCAAGGACGAAUGUGGAGAAGAGAUGGGGUCCUGGCUGUCUCAUGUGCCCAGGAGGGUGUCUUCAGGGUGCAACCCAUCACAGAGACCAGUAGACUAUAAGCACAUUCCUAAGAUCUUAUUUAUUUUUUAAUCUAUUUAUAAUUUAAGUUCAGAAAUAUAAUUACUCUCAUGCCAUAGUGUCAAUAUAAUUAAAGAAUUCUAAUCAGUGCAUCUUGUUCUUGGUCAGAGAAGUCCCACUUUAUUAGGUACACAGUUCAAGUGCUUGUUCACAAAAAUAUCUUAUCAGCCAAUCCUUUAGACAUGUUCGAGACAAGCUGCUGAAGUUCAAUGGCAUGGUUGUUUUUUUCAUGCACAGUCAUCUCUAGAGUUUACAGAGAAUGCUCUGAAAAAGAGAAAAUAUCCAGUGAGCAGCAGUUUACUGGGAGAAAGGUCAAAGGAGAAUGACCAGACUGGUUUGAAAUACCAGAAAAGCAACAGUAACUCAAAUGACCACGCAACCAGGGUAUGAAGAAGACCAAAGAAGACCAUUUCUGACAAACCUUGAAGCAGAGGACCUAUGUGCUGCCAGAGACGCACCUCUCUGCUCAUAUUUGAAACUCAAAAUAGUCGCCUGCAAAGGUGAUUUAAGUUUAAUUCAUUGUAACAGGUUAGGACAAAUACUGAAGGAGUCACAUAUUGUAAUACAUUUAAAGAAGAAAAUAUUUCAGCUCAAUGAGGGACGAUUACAAUCUUUUAAUGAAUUGACAGGGGCAAAGUGGGGAAAAUAUGACGAAAUAUAAGAAAGACUGGUGACAGAGCAGUGAGAGACAGGACUGUUUGUGUGCGUAUUUGUGCUACAGAGGCACAAAGCUCAUGGCAAGGCAAGAAAGGAAGAGGAUGCGUUUUCAUUUUCAUGCUUUCAUCUCUUUGAACAGCGGCCAUUUUGGCAUGUUUUAGUAGGGUUUGUGAUCACAUAAAAAAUGUCUCUGUUCAGUUCUUGUAUGUCAGGACAGUGUGACAGUGAUCCAACAUGCAUCGUGACAUUGAAGAAGCUAAAUGGAACUUGUAAAUUUCUUUGUUUAUUUAAACCUGUGAUUUUUCACUGUGACCUGUCAAAAUGGCUGCUGUCUUGUGCAAAGGGCCCAGUAAAAUGGCCAGUCAAAGAUCCACUUUGAGUAAUUUGUCAUUGUGUAAAAUAUGUUUUGGAUUCACUGAGAAAAAAUACUUUUCCAGUUUAUUGCUUGCCUUACAUUUGAAUGACUGAAUGUUAAUAUCACAUACCUCCACAUUGUUAAGUAUUUAUUAAGUAUUCUUGAAGCCACAGCCAUAUUGUAAGCAGUUUUUCCAGUUUUAAAAAGAAAUAUGCAAUUUCUUAGACCAUAUAUCAAGUUUUUAAGGUUUAAUGGUAAGGUGGUGUAGAAUUUCACAUAGCAUCAGAACUCAAAACCCCACACAGUGGUCCAAAAUGGGACCUGGCUCCUGAUAUAAAUAUAACAGGCUCAUUCUGCGGUUAUGCAGAAUGAAGGCCACCAGAUUUACAGCAUACAGUAAAUCUGGUGUCACUUUGUGUGCCAAUCAGGUGACUGUACACUUAGAUAUUAAGUAAUUUUACACACUGGCCCUUAAAUUAUUAAAUGAAUGAAUCAAAUAUGUUAAAUAUGUUUUAUGUUAUAAAUUAUAUUUUUUGUCAACUCUGUCAUUGACACUGAAGUAAUACAAUGAUUAUUCAAGAGGAAUGAA